This is a messenger RNA of Cucurbita pepo subsp. pepo (vegetable marrow), 447 nucleotides long. The record is from RefSeq and is a predicted model, not a curated record. NCBI's taxonomy places the organism in Eukaryota, Viridiplantae, Streptophyta, Magnoliopsida, Cucurbitales, Cucurbitaceae.
AUGCCGUCCCUGAUUUCGUCCGGCAAGAUUCUCCGAUUGGAGCUCGAGAAUUUCAAAUCCUACAAGGGUCAUCAGAUAAUCGGUCCUUUUUAUGAUUUCACUGCUAUAAUUGGUCCCAAUGGAGCUGGGAAGUCGAACCUCAUGGAUGCUAUAAGCUUCGUGCUUGGUGUUCGGACUGGGCAACUGCGUGGGGCACAGUUGAAGGACCUAAUCUACGCUUACGAUGAUAGGGAGAAGGAACAGAAGGGACGGAGGGCGUUCGUUCGGCUUGUUUAUCAGAUGGGAAAUGGGUCGGAGCUUCAGUUUACCAGGACAAUCACUAGCACAGGCGGCAGCGAGUAUCGAAUUGAUGGAAAGAGUGUCUCCUGGGAUGAGUAUAAUUCGAAGCUGAGGUCACUUGGAAUACUUGUCAAGGCUCGGAAUUUCCUCGUCUUCCAGGGAUCAUAG